Molecule: messenger RNA, 625 nt
Organism: Danaus plexippus (monarch butterfly)
Lineage: Eukaryota; Metazoa; Arthropoda; Insecta; Lepidoptera; Nymphalidae
Product: bilin-binding protein-like
Exons: 4
Coding region: 19-582 (187 amino acids)
Molecular function (GO): pigment binding
Source: RefSeq, a predicted model, not a curated record
AUCAAUACUCCAGUCAAAAUGUACACCCUACUUCUGUUGACUUUAUUUUCAACUGCUUACGCUAAUGUCUUCUUCGACUCUAAGUGUCCAGAAGUCAAAUCUGCGGAAAACUUUGAAUUCUCUAAGUUCGGAAAAGGUGACUGGUAUGAAAUUGCAAGAUACCCUAUUGAUCUCGAAAAGGACUCCAAAUGUGUAAAAGUUAUCUACACUUGGAUGGACGACCACGCCAUGGUGAAGUGUAUCCUGAUGGUAAACGACAAACAAGUGGAAUUAAACGGUAUCAUGAGACCAGUGGUAAAGGCUGGAAACACUGAAAAACUUUUCUGUUCCGUAUCUAACGAAAACGUAAAACUCGAGACAGAUGUUUACAUCUUGGAUAUUGACUAUGAUAAUUACGCUAUUGCUUAUGGCUGCAAAUAUGAUGAAGAGAAGAAAUCACGCCAAGACUUUGCUUGGAUAAUGUCUAGGAGCAACACUUUAAGUCCUGCCAUCAAAGCUAAAGUUGAGAAAUUCGUGAAAGAAUCUGAAUUUCUUUACAACGAUAAAUUCUUCUGGCCUGAAACCUCAUGCGUAGCUAACUAAAACGUAUUCCUGGUUGCGUAAAACAAAAAAAAGUUGAAUAUUA